AUUUAAAAAUUUACAGCUUGUUGACAAAUUAUGCCAUGUAUUGCACGCUGCAUCGGCUUUACUGGCUCAGUUAGCCCACAGGCCAUAGACUAGCCGUGGAUAUGCAGCGAUUCCCCCAUCGUAAUAUUGCAAUAAUCUUUCAGAUUGGAAUACCAUGCCGGAGAGAACAAUGCGACCGCUGGCCCGAGCCAAUGCAACGUCGCUGGCAUAAAUAUUCCGAAGUUUGAAAGCCCGAACAGACCAUUGACCUGCUGUACCGUUAGUAUUUGGUAGGUUCAUCGUUCUUUGUGUUAAAUAUAAGAAAACUCAGUGAAUGACCCCAACUUGGCUGAACUGCUGGACUGUGACCGAGUUUGGCCCCGGCUACAUCUUCCUGGUCCUGCCGUCGUUGACACUGACGAGCCGGGAGUGACAAGCGCUCAGAAGAGCUUGGAGUAAAAGUUACUAAAACUGCGAGAGCAGGCCCCAAUCGAAGUGAAGUCGUCCCCUUCACGUUUGCGAAGUUGGCGGGCGAGAGAUGAGCAGCAUGGACAGUUUGGGUAACUCGAAGGUCGGAGAACCGGCAGCGGCGGUUUGCAGCCCUUCCUGCGGCCGCGUGGGUCGUUCUCCUUCAAUGAGGAGCGGAUGGUGUUGGUGUCUUCUUGCCCUGGUUCUGUGUGCCAUCUUCCUCCCAGCGCGGACAAACGAAUCGCCGACUUUGGCAAGGGAGCAGUCUUCUCAACCACCUUUGACUUUGAGCCGAAAUGGCUACCUGAGGUCUGAAGUUACCGGCACUCAUUCCCAGUAUGCUGCUCCAGGCAGACACAUCAUACUGCACUGCAAGGCACCUAUCACGGCUCACUCGGUGAUCAGCACUGUGUGGCUGAUACGAGAAGAGGUCAUCACCCAGCGCAGCCGCCACUUAGCUAGCACCAUCUGGCAGACGCUACGCUCCAGGCACUCGCUGCAGACCAGCGCCUUGCACCUGCACGGCAUCACAAGCAAUUGCAGUGGUAUGUACCGCUGCUAUCAGACAUGUGUCGACACCAGUGGAAACUACUUCCUGUCCGAAGGUCACAAAGUUGUCAGCAUCGUUUCGCGUGACGAUUACAUUGGCCGAAACCGGCUGGAACGCAGCGCGUACCUCGACAUGGCGUAUGGUCCCGUCACCGUGCGUGAAGGAAGCACAUUCAAACUGCAAUGCCAUGGCACAAGUAGUGGGCUGGUUUUCUGGGACAAGGACAACAAGACAUUCCGACCAAGUAAUGGACGGGUGAAAGUCAACCAUGUUGUCGGAUCAGUGACGUUCGAUGGAGCUCAGCUUGAUGAUACUGGUCUAUACCAGUGCAGAGUGUCGAAUCAGGUUCUAACGCGGACUCAAACAUUCCAGUUGACAGUUGUUCCAGUAUCGCAACAGGAUGGUGUACCAGCUGUGCCUAUCAAAGCCAUCGUGCACGGGCCCAGCAGUGUCCGCACAGGUCAGUCAGCAACAUACAGCUGCUUUAUGUUUGGUGUGGGUGAUAGCGAAUACAACGUUUCAUGGCAAGCAGCUGAUGGGUACACGAUGCAGGAUGCCGGGCAGGGCCAAGUCACUUUGCACAAUAGCAAUGCAUCCUUCGGGCAAGAAACACCGCUCUCUUGCAGUGUCGCGGAGCAAGCUGGUGAGGAGCGCCUUCUGUCAUGGGCCACGCGGACAAUCAAGUCACAACCGGAGCUUCUACCAAGGCCUCGCAUUGUCAGAUACAAGCAGGUGAAACACUUCUUACGCAUCAAGGCAUCGCGAUCAACUCCAGAAAGUGUCAGGUCUCGUGUUAUUGGUAUUAGCUUCCAGCUGUCGACCAGCCACUGGGCAUGGAAUCAGACGCUCCUUCUGGCGUUUGAUGAAAUCGCAGGGAAGAAGGUAUUCUUCACCGAACUUGUGCACGACCGGAUUGAGCUCCUCCAACACCUUUUCGAGUCCGAGCUUACUAUAAAAGUGGCGUUCCUGGACAGAUACGGACCCGGAUUGUGGCUCACUACAAAAGUCAAUAUUUCAACAGUGCCGAUAGCUCCAACUUACAUAACGGCAUCGCUUGUGCCCAGCCAGCCCAACGCAGUGCGCUUACAGUGGGAGUAUCCCGGCGUGGCAAACAGGACACUGACCCUGAGUAAGGCGCACCUGUCUCAACUACAUCUGAGUGUCAAGUACAACAACCUGGCGAGCCCUGACGACUUCAACGUUUGGCACACUGCAAUCGACAACGAGCUCGUGGACAUGUCAACCAGCCGCAGCAUCACUCUGCACAACAUUCCCGCAGGUGGCGUAUACCGCUUUCGGAUAUGGUGGAGCAAGAAUGGAAAGAGGGCUUCGCUUCCUCUUCGCGCCCACAACCUUGUUUCCCUCCUACAGGCGGAUAUCAGGAAGCGAGAAACAGCUAGUAUGUGCGUGCUAUUCGCCAUCAACGCCAAUCUUCCUUGUCCUGUCCACAACGGAUCUUCCGUGACAUCAAGGGUUUCCGCUCACUUCCACGCGCACCUCAACAGUCUUUGCACUGACUGUUACUUCGAAAGCUUGCCACUUUCAGACCUACCAUUUCAUGUGGGGUCGUGUACUGGCACUCAAACAGUUGCUCGCUACCAAGUCUUGUUACGGACAAGAGUCAAGCGGUUCACCUCGCGACCGGUGUGUGAGGUUCUCAGUGACAUCAAAGAGAGAUUUGUCCGGGACUUCAGAAGCUCCCAAGCAGUCGUGAAAGAUGUCGGGGUGCUUAAAAUCUCAACGGUAUGCGCAGAAUGCCAGGGCAAUCACUCCCUCUUGCUGACCUGCCUGCAGGGAGUACUACCUUAUUCUGUCCAGGGCUGGUACAUUAGCCAGAACCGUAGAGACCCCACAGCGGCAACCUGUCCAGGUGCGGCGUAAGCUUUGCACACGCUGCAUCAAAAAGCCAAGAGGUUACUGGUGAGUUGAGUACACAAAUAUCACUCCAUCAUCAUCAUUAACUCAAUAUCUACCUGCUGCCGCUGGGUCACAGACCCAUGCCAGCACUUGAAGCUUUUUUUGUUUGUGUUUUUUUUUACAUCUCCCCAUAACCUUCCAUCAACCAAUCAAACUUCCGCCAAUUAGCUGUCAAGGAAAGCCUAUAUAUAUAUAUUUUAUCACCUGAUUGCAAUCGGCUCUAUCGUUUUUUCAAAUUUCUCCAACCCUCGAGACCUAGAGACUCUACGUAGGACGAUGUGACACCUAACUUGCUAGUGCCGCAGAGACCUGCCUCUGCCACUGGCUUGCAUGGGUGUGGUGAACCUUUUCUGGUCACGGCCAUAUUUUUGCAUACAAUCUACUUCGAAGCACUCUGCCAGUUUGGACGAAUGAAGUGACUGGGCCUUUAGAAAAAUCCUAUACUAUGUAGUAAGACAGAACCCAGGGAGUCGUCAAAUACCGACUCCCUGAUAGAACCUAUGUAGUAAGAUGGAACCUAUGUAGUACGUAUUCUAUUCUUCUCCUUAUAGCCAGUAUUGAACAUGGCCGUCUGCUGCUGCUGCAGCUGCUACUGUUGGCAGUGCUGCUGCUUCUGCUGCUGCUUGCGGGUCAUGUUUUCUGUGGCAACUUUUCUCAGGCCAUCACGCUGCCCUGUUACCAACCUUUACCUACCCAAGACUUUUCUUCUUCUACUACCUCGUCUCGUCUUCAGAAACCUCUAGCAACAUUGAACACCCGUCUAUUUACCGGUAGUACUCGCUCUUAGAGUUCUUACAUCUGUAAACUGACCAACAAACAUUGAAAUUGACCCUGCUCUUCAUACUCUUUUUUCUUUUAUUGUGCACACCGAACUUAUUUGAUGUACAUUCGUUGACUUUUGUUUCCAUUACUGGAAGGAGUUGAUAGUGAAGGCUUGAAAUAUACUCUUCUAAGCUCUUGAA
Molecule: messenger RNA, 3876 nt
Organism: Sycon ciliatum
Lineage: Eukaryota; Metazoa; Porifera; Calcarea; Leucosolenida; Sycettidae
Exons: 7
Coding region: 518-2878 (786 amino acids)
Source: RefSeq, a predicted model, not a curated record